GGAGAGGCGAGGGACUUCCGGGCCGGCCCGGGGACGCGGGGUUCUGGCGUCCGCUCCGCGGUCCUCGGCAGAAAUACUGCCUCCUCGCGCCCCUGGGCCCAGGGAUGACGGGAGGGCUUGAGGGCCUGGCCGAGGCCGGGAGCGGGAGCGACGGGAGUCCAGGCCACGAGCUCGAGGUCAGGCUUUCAAGUCCCAUUUCUUGUGCUUUUCUUUUGAGGAAAGCGUUGAAAAGGAAAACAAUCGCAUUCCAGCGUUUCCUGUCCCUUGGGAACCGUGCGAGGAGCUUUGCCUUUUUCAUUUCCAUGCGGCCCUCCAGUCGCGCCGCACUUCAAGUGAGACCCUGAGCAAGUGGCCUGGGUCCCUGGGGCUAACGUCAGGAUCGCUGGGUGCAGCCUAGGCGGCCCUUUGCUCAGUAAUUUUAGUGGUCGUGAACGCCUCGCGACUCUCCAGCUUUGGGGCCAUGCACUUAGCUGCUAUAAAGGGUGAUAUUUAGUUUCACAAUGUUUGGGGACCUAUUUGAAGAGGAUUAUUCCAGUGUAUCAAAUAAUCAGUAUGGAAAAGGAAAAAAAUUAAAGGCCAAACCAUUGGAGCCACCUGCUCCUAGAGAAUUUACCAAUUUAAGCGGAAUCAGAAAUCAGGGUGGAACUUGUUACCUCAAUUCCCUUCUUCAGACUCUUCAUUUUACACCUGAAUUCAGAGAAGCUUUGUUUUCUCUUGGCCCAGAAGAGCUUGGCUCUUUAGAGGAAAAGGAUAAUCCUGAUGCAAAGGUUCGAAUCAUACCUUUACAGUUACAGCGGUUGUUUGCUCAGCUCCUGCUCUUAGACCAGGAAGCAGCCUCCACAGCAGACCUCACUAACAGCUUUGGGUGGACGAGCAAUGAGGAAAUGAGACAACAUGAUGUGCAGGAACUGAAUCGAAUUCUCUUUAGUGCUUUGGAAACUUCUUUAGUUGGGACCUCCGGCCAUGACCUCAUCAAUCGUCUAUAUCAUGGGACCAUUGUUAACCAGAUUGUUUGUAAAGAAUGUAAGAAUGUCAGUGAAAAGCAGGAAGACUUCUUAGAUCUAACAGUAGCGGUAAAAAAUGUAACAGGUCUGGAAGAUGCACUCUGGAACAUGUAUGUAGAAGAGGAGGUUUUUGACUGUGAAAACUUAUACCACUGUGGAACUUGUGACCGGCUGGUGAAAGCAGCAAAGUCGGCCAAAUUACGUAAGCUGCCUCCCUUUCUUACUGUUUCAUUAUUAAGAUUUAAUUUUGAUUUUGUGAAGUGUGAACGAUACAAGGAAACUAGCUGUUACACAUUCCCUCUUCGGAUCAAUCUCAAGCCUUUUUGUGAACAGAGUGAACUGGAUGACUUGGAAUACAUGUAUGACCUCUUCUCAGUUAUUAUACACAAAGGUGGUUGCUAUGGAGGGCACUAUCAUGUGUAUAUUAAAGAUGUCGAUCAUUUGGGAAACUGGCAAUUUCAGGAGGAAAAAAGUAAACCAGAUAUGAAUUUGAAAGAUCUUCAGAAUGAAGAAGAGAUUGAUGAUCCACUGAUGAUUCUAAAAGCAAUCUUAUCACAGGAGGAGAGUAAUCUGAUUCUUGUUGAUCUGCUGGGCCAGAAACUUUUGAAAAAGAUAGGAAUAUCUUGGAACAAGAAAUACAGAAAACAGUAUGGACCACUGCGAAAGUUCUUACAGCUUCAUUCUCAGAUCUUCCUACUAAGUUCAGAUGAAAGUACAGUUAGUCUAUUGAAGAACUCUUCUCUGCAGCCUGAGUCUGAUUUCGAAAGGAAGGAUCAACAAAUUUUCAAGACACUUACUUCAGAAUCCCCAGGAUUAAAUGAUAGGACCUCCUGUUCCCACUGGUUUGAUAUAAAUGAUUCCAAGGUCCAACCCAUUGAGGAAAAGGAUAUUGAACAGCAAUUUCAGGGCAAAGAGAGCGCCUAUAUGUUGUUUUACCGGAAAUCCCAGUUGCAGAGACCACCUGAAGCUCGAGCUAAUCCAAGAUACAAGGUUCCAUGUCAUUUACUGAAUGAAAUGGAUGCAGCUAACAUUGAACUGCAAACAAAAAGGGCAGAAUAUGAUUCUACAAACAAUAACUUUGAAUUGCAUCUCCACCUGGGCCCUCAUUAUCAUUUCUUCAAUGGGGCCCUGCACCCAGUAGUCUCUCAAACAGAAAGCGUGUGGGAUUUAACCUUUGAUAAAAGAAAAACUUUGGGAGAUCUUCGACAAUCAAUAUUCCAGCUGUUAGAAUUUUGGGAAGGAGACAUGGUCCUUAGUGUUGCAAAGUUUGUACCAGCAGGACUUCACGUCUAUCAGACACUUGAUGGAGAUGACCUGACACUGUGUGACCUUGAAAUUGCUGAUGAGGAAGACAUCUUUGUAUGGAAUGGAGAGGAGGUUGGUGGAAUCCAGAUUCCCACUGGUAGUGACUGUGAACCUCUGCUUUUAAAUGUUCUUCAUCUGGCAACAGGCAGUGAAGAGUGUCGGCAGUUGGUAGAAUCUCCACAGGUCUUCCCAGCUAAUGCAGAAGUGGGCACAGUAUUCACAGCCUUAGCAAUGCCAGGAGGUGUCAUCUUUACCAGCAGUACUGAGUCUGUAGGUGGGGAGAGCUGGACUGCCAUUCCCAAGGAGGACUUGAAGAAGACCUUCAGAGAACAAGGCCUCAGAAAUGGAAGCUCAAUUCUGAUUCAGGAUUCCAGUAAUGAUAAUAACAGUUUGUUGACCAAACAAGGGAAAUGGAUCACUAGUAUGAAUGAGGUCGACUGGGUCCAAGUUAAUAAUUUUUGUCAAUUGGAAUCUGAAGAGGAGAAAGUUAAAAUAUCAGCAACUGUUAACACAGUGGUGUUUGAUAUUCGAAUUAAAGCCAUAAAGGAAUUAAAAUUAAUGAAGGACCUAGCUGAGAACAGCUGUUUGAGACCUAUUGAUAGAAAUGGGAAGCUUCUUUGUCCAGUGCCAGACAGUUACACAUUGAAAGAAGCAGAAUUGAAGAUGGGGAGUUCACUGGGACUCUGUCCUGGAAAAGCACCAACUUCCUCUCAGCUGUUCCUGUUUUUCGCUAUGGGGAGUGAUAUCCAGCCCGGGUCUGAGAUGGAAAUCAUAGUAGAAGAAACGAUCUCUGUGAAAGAAUGUUUGAAGACAAUGCUGGAGAAAUUUGGCCUAUCAGGUGACACGUGGCACUUGAGAAAAAUGGAUUGGUGCUAUGAAGCUGGGGAGCCUUUGUGUGAAGAAGGUAAUAGAGGCAUAGGGUUCACAAACAAAAGUCCAGUGAUCUGUUUGUUCUGUGCAGAAGUCACAAGUAACGAAAAAUUUCCAUAUUCCCAGGAUGCAACAUUGAAAGAGCUUAUGAUAUGUUCUGGAGACACUCUGCUUUUAAUUGAAGGGAAACUUCUUCCUCCGGGUCUCCUGAAGGUGCCCAUCUGGUGGUACCAGCCUCCAGGGCCCAAGGGUCAGGGGAAGAGACAUCUGGACCAGAGGAACGAUACCCCUUCUCAAGGCGAGGUCUGGAGAGCUACUUCCACCCCAGGUGCUGCUGGCGAUGUGCAUGCAGAUGGUCCCCUCCGCUACCUGGGAGACGUCGAAAUCUCAGAAGAUGCCACCUUGGCGGAGCUGAAGGCUCAGGCUAUGACGUUGCCCUCCUUGUUGGAGUUUUUCAUCCGGUCCCCUGCCUUCCUCAGAGCCUGGACAGUGGACAGUAAACGCCUUGGGAGGCUUUUACGAAAAAACCAGCAGCAGCUCAGGGACUAUAAGUUGGGGAGGAGAACUGAGAUCUGCUUAGAGCCCCUUCAGAAAGAAGAACACUUAAGCCCUCAGGACAUGCUGCUGAGGACACAGAUGCGCCUCCCUGGCAAACGGGCAUAUGCCCUGCCCGUGGACAUGGUGUGGGACGCUGCCCGGGCCACUGCCAGCUCCCUGCGGCAACGAGUGGCUGACUUCUGUUCCCUUCCUGUAGAGAAGAUCGAAAUUGCCAAAUACUUUCCUGACAAGUUUGAGUGGCUUCCAGUGUCCAGCUGGAACCAGCAAAUUACCAAGAGGAAAAAGAAGAAAAAGCAAGAUAAUUUGCAGGGGGCACCUUAUUACUUGAAAGAUGGAGAUAUUAUUGGUAUUAAGGCUAAACGAUGUCUGAACACGUGGCUCCUUCCUUAUUUUAAAAUGCAGAAUCUCCUGGUGGAAGAUGACGGUGACUUCAGCACAGUCCGAGAUGACAUUGCGAGGGAGGACCCUGCUCUGGGGAAAAGGAAAAGCCAGGAAGCGCUUCGUGUGCAGAGCAGCAGCGUUCCCUCCGGGGCGGGCACACCUGGCCGGCCCCACAGACCAGAAGCUUCCCUAUCCAUCCACGUGGGGAGUUUCAGAUAGCGCCGGCACCACUGAUGUCCCUGUGGGCUCAGGGCCUGGCCAGGAGCGGCUCUGCCCCUGCCAACUUCGCUCUGUGGUUCCGUGAGAGCAGGCCUGUAGGCUGCUUCCACUUUAUUAGAGACGUUUGGUCUCAGGCCAGGCAAAUGCACUUUCUCACCGGCCUGCACAGCAUGGCCACCGAGGGACACAUCCGGGCCGUGUCUUACAGGUGCCAGACGCACUGGGCCCAACCACCAUGGUUACAAGAACAUUUCCUAGUUCUGCACUGACUGCAGGCACACAAGGUUGGCCAGUGAGGUGCACAGUCCACUCUUCCCUCCCCUGUUGGGACAGCGUAUUAUCUGCACUCAGAACUUCCGAGAGCUCAGCAUGCUGACGGGCUGGCCAGGCUGGAGCAGGACACGGGGAGUCUGUCUGUUCUGGUUCAAACCGUGUCAUCUGUGAUCAGAACGUUCCCGCUGUUGUGGCCACCCGAAGCCAGCGCACUGAGCUGAUGGUUCUGAGAAACCUCUUCUGGAACAAAGGAACGUGUACCAGCUUCUCGCCCUUCAGCAUGGCCAGCUGUGGAUUUAAAAGGUGUGACUGGCACUUACGACAAAUGCUGCAUCUGUGUUACGAACCGACUGACACUUAGGACACAGACUAUUCACUUUCUCAAACUCAGUCAAAAGUGGGAUUCCUGAAAA
This is a messenger RNA of Pipistrellus kuhlii (Kuhl's pipistrelle), 5023 nucleotides long. It is a transcript of the gene USP40, whose product is annotated as ubiquitin specific peptidase 40. Bases 501 to 4337 code for a protein of 1278 amino acids. Gene Ontology annotation, biological process: protein deubiquitination. The record is from RefSeq and is a predicted model, not a curated record. Gene Ontology annotation, cellular component: cytosol; nucleus. The transcript has 32 exons. Gene Ontology annotation, molecular function: cysteine-type endopeptidase activity; cysteine-type deubiquitinase activity. Lineage: Eukaryota; Metazoa; Chordata; Mammalia; Chiroptera; Vespertilionidae.